Molecule: messenger RNA, 3192 nt
Organism: Rangifer tarandus platyrhynchus (Svalbard reindeer)
Lineage: Eukaryota; Metazoa; Chordata; Mammalia; Artiodactyla; Cervidae
Source: the annotation of a GenBank genome assembly
AUGGCGCUGCAAGUGGAGCUCAUACCUACUGGGGAGAUCAUCCGUGUGGUUCACCCCCACAGGCCCUGCAAGCUAGCCCUGGGCAGUGACGGGGUGCGGGUCACCAUGGAGAGCGCGCUGACCGCCCGUGACCGGGUGGGGGUGCAGGACUUCGUGCUGCUGGAGAACUUCACCAGCGAGGCCGCCUUCAUCGAGAACCUGCGGCGGCGCUUCCGGGAGAACCUGAUCUACACCUACAUUGGCCCCGUGCUGGUCUCUGUCAACCCCUACCGAGACCUGCAGAUCUACAGCCGACAGCACAUGGAGCGUUAUCGAGGCGUCAGCUUCUAUGAGGUUCCACCUCACCUGUUCGCGGUGGCCGACACUGUGUACCGGGCACUGCGCACUGAGCGCCGGGACCAGGCGGUGAUGAUCUCUGGGGAAAGCGGGGCAGGCAAGACCGAGGCCACCAAGCGGCUGCUACAGUUCUAUGCCGAGACCUGCCCAGCCCCCGAGCGGGGUGGUGCUGUGCGGGACCGGCUACUGCAGAGCAACCCGGUGCUGGAGGCCUUUGGCAAUGCGAAGACCCUCCGGAAUGACAACUCCAGCAGGUUUGGGAAGUAUAUGGACGUGCAGUUUGACUUCAAGGGUGCCCCUGUGGGUGGCCACAUCCUCAGUUACCUCCUGGAGAAGUCCCGCGUGGUGCACCAGAAUCACGGGGAGAGGAACUUCCACAUCUUCUACCAGCUGCUGGAGGGGGGUGAGGAGGAGACGCUGCGCAGGCUGGGCCUGGAACGAAACCCCCAGAGCUACCUGUACCUGGUGAAGGGCCAGUGCGCCAAAGUCUCCUCCAUCAACGACAAGAGUGACUGGAAGGUGGUCAGGAAGGCUCUGACUGUCAUUGACUUCACCGAGGACGAGGUGGAGGACCUGCUAAGCAUCGUGGCCAGCGUCCUGCAUCUGGGCAACACCCACUUUGCCGCCGAUGAGGAGAGCAACGCCCAGGUCACCACCGAGAACCAGCUCAAGUACCUGACCAGGCUCCUUGGUGUGGAAGGCUCAACAUUGCGGGAAGCCCUGACCCACAGGAAGAUCAUCGCCAAGGGCGAAGAGCUCCUGAGCCCGCUGAACCUAGAACAGGCCGCAUAUGCGCGGGACGCCCUCGCCAAGGCUGUCUACAGCCGCACCUUUUCCUGGCUGGUCGCGAAGAUCAACAGGUCGCUGGCCUCCAAGGAUGCCGAGAGCCCCAGCUGGCGGAGCACCACAGUCCUCGGGCUACUGGACAUUUACGGCUUUGAAGUGUUCCAGCACAACAGCUUUGAGCAGUUCUGCAUCAAUUACUGCAACGAAAAGCUGCAGCAGCUCUUCAUUGAGCUCACCCUCAAGUCGGAGCAGGAGGAGUACGAGGCCGAGGGCAUCGCUUGGGAGCCAGUCCAGUAUUUCAACAACAAGAUUAUCUGUGACCUGGUAGAGGAGAAGUUCAAGGGCAUCAUCUCCAUUUUGGACGAGGAGUGUCUGCGUCCCGGGGAGGCCACGGACCUGACCUUCCUGGAGAAGCUGGAGGACACAGUCAAACACCAUCCACACUUCCUGACGCACAAGCUGGCUGACCAGCGGACCAGGAAAUCUCUGGACCGCGGGGAGUUCCGCCUUCUGCACUAUGCCGGGGAGGUGACCUACAACGUGACUGGGUUUCUGGAUAAAAACAACGACCUUCUCUUCCGGAACCUGAAGGAGACCAUGUGCAGCUCAGAGAAUCCCAUUCUGAGCCAGUGCUUCGACCGGAGCGAGCUCAGCGACAAGAAGCGGCCAGAGACGGUGGCCACCCAAUUCAAGAUGAGCCUCCUGGAGCUGGUGGAGAUCUUGAAAUCAAAGGAGCCUGCCUACAUCCGCUGCAUCAAGCCCAAUGACUCCAAGCAGCCCGGCCGCUUUGAUGAGGUGCUGAUCAGGCACCAGGUGAAGUACCUGGGGCUGAUGGAGAACCUGCGCGUGCGCAGAGCCGGCUUUGCCUACCGCCGCAAAUACGAGGCUUUCCUGCAGAGGUACAAGUCACUGUGCCCAGAGACAUGGCCCACGUGGACAGGACGGCCCCAGGAUGGGGUGACUGUGCUGGUCAGGCACCUGGGCUACAAGCCAGAAGAGUACAAGAUGGGCAGGACCAAGAUCUUCAUCCGCUUCCCCAAGACCCUGUUUGCCACAGAGGACGCCUUGGAGAUCCGACGACAGAGCCUGGCCACGAAGAUCCAGGCCGCCUGGAGGGGCUUUCACUGCCGGCAGAAAUUCCUGCGGGUGAAGCGAUCAGCCAUCUGCAUCCAGUCGUGGUGGCGAGGAACGCUGGGCCGAAGGAAGGCGGCCAAGAGGAAGUGGGCGGCACAGACCAUCCGGCGGCUCAUCCAGGGCUUCAUCCUGCGCCACGCGCCCCGUUGCCCCGAGAAUGCCUUCUUCGUGGACCACGUGCGCACCUCUUUUCUGCUCAACCUGCGACGGCAGUUGCCCCGGAAUAUCCUGGACACUUCUUGGCCCACACCCCCACCUGCCCUGCGUGAGGCCUCAGAGCUGCUGCGGGAGCUGUGCCGGAAGAACAUGGUGUGGAAAUACUGCCGGAGCAUCAGCCCCGAAUGGAAGCAGCAGCUGCAGCAAAAGGCUGUGGCGAGUGAGAUCUUCAAGGGCAAGAAGGACAAUUACCCCCAGAGUGUCCCCAGACUCUUCAUCAGCACUCGGCUUGGUGCAGAUGAGAUCAACCCCAGAGUGCUGCAGGCCCUGGGCUCGGAGCCCAUCCAGUACGCGGUGCCCGUCGUGAAGUACGACCGAAAGGGCUACAAGCCGCGCUCCCGGCAGCUGCUGCUGACGCCCAACGCCGUGGUCAUCGUGGAGGACGCUAAGGUCAAGCAGAGGAUCGAGUACACCAACCUGACUGGAAUCUCCGUCAGCAGCCUGAGCGACAGCCUCUUCGUGCUCCACGUGCAGCGUCAGGACAAUAAGCAGAAGGGGGACGUGGUGCUGCAGAGUGACCACGUGAUUGAGACCCUGACCAAGACGGCCCUCAGCGCUGACCGAGUGAACAACAUCAACAUCAACCAGGGCAGCAUCACAUUCGCAGGCGGGCCCGGCAGGGAUGGCAUCAUUGACUUCACACCCGGCUCGGAGCUGCUCAUCACCAAGGCCAAGAACGGGCACCUGGCUGUGGUGGCCCCACGGCUGAACUCGCGGUGA